UUCUUCAUUGUGUAUAGGCUUACAUCAUUUAACAGUGGCACGCAACUUAGUUGAUGAUGAUUCAGCUCCGGCAAGGUCCCUUUUUUCGAUCCGGACUUUCAAAGCGUGUUUUCUGUGUUCUCUCUCUCUCUUUUUUUGGGUACCUGUGUCUCUCUCUCUCUCUCUCUCUCUCUCUUUCUUUUCUUCAAUAUGAGUGACGGUAUGUUUUCUAGAAACGCAGCUUUGAAUGCAGGAGCCAUUCCUGCAUCGGCAGAAGAGUUAUCUCAAAAAUAUCUUGGAUUAUUUCAAGACUACUCUCGUUUGAAAGCAAAAUAUGCAGUAUUGAAAAAGGCUGUCAUCAAGGAACGAGCUUCCAAUGUUGCACUUCAAGGCAAUGUCAAAGAAAAGGAAAAAGAGAUGCGAAAGUUGCAAGAACAAUUAGAUCUGUUGGCUUUUCACAAUGAGCGAUUAACCAAGCGUAUUCAAGCUGUACAAGAUAGUGACCAGAAAGGAACACAUUUUUCAAUACUCGGAGGUUCAGUUAAGAAGGAGCUGGAAAAGAAUGCUCAGGCAUUGGAAGAAGCCAAUUUGGAUUUGGAAAGAAAAAUUGAAGAGAAUGAGAGACUUCAUGAGGAAUUGACAGAUAGUAAAUUCGAAUUUACUGACAACAUCAACAUCCUGUUGAAGCAAAUCCAAGAUUUGGAGAAACGUGUACAAGAACUUCAGGAUGAAAACGCUAAUAUUAUGUCAGAGUCGAAACCCACCAUUGCCAAGACAGAUGAUACAGAACAUCUAAAUAUGUUGAGGGAAAUGGAUGCUUUAAAAGCACAACUUAAAGAGAAAACCGAUUUAUUACAAGGGUGGGUGAUUUGAAAGAAUCCACAAAGUUAUAUGACAUUGUACCUGAAGCAUCCGAGGCCUUGAAAAUUCUGGAAGAACAAGCAAAACAAUACUUUUCCGGUGACAAGUCAAAUUUAAACGCACUAUCGGCAGAAAUUGCAGAUAAAUUAAUGAUUUCCACACAAACAUUUUCCCAAGAACUAUCCCAAGUUGUACAAAAACUGGAAGAAACCAGAAAGGAAUUGGACGCCUUGUUAUUAGAAAAGGCAGACCAUCCAGAUGUCGACUUGACCUUGUUGCAAAAACAGC
Mucor mucedo is the source of this 1128-nucleotide messenger RNA. RefSeq lists its product as uncharacterized. The transcript has 9 exons. The record is from RefSeq and is a predicted model, not a curated record. Gene Ontology annotation, cellular component: membrane; early endosome. The coding region runs from base 190 to 852 and encodes 220 amino acids. Lineage: Eukaryota; Fungi; Mucoromycota; Mucoromycetes; Mucorales; Mucoraceae.